Molecule: messenger RNA, 1869 nt
Organism: Aureobasidium subglaciale EXF-2481
Lineage: Eukaryota; Fungi; Ascomycota; Dothideomycetes; Dothideales; Saccotheciaceae
Exons: 3
Coding region: 1-1869 (622 amino acids)
Cellular component (GO): nucleolus
Molecular function (GO): ATP binding; nucleic acid binding; RNA helicase activity
Source: RefSeq, a predicted model, not a curated record
AUGGUGAAGCGCAAGUUGAAUGAUCAGGAUGUUCCUGAGGUGGCAGAGGCCGUAACGGUAGUCGAAGAGAAGGUGGAAAAGAAGACGCCGACAGUAAAGAAGACAUUCGCCGAACUGGGACUGGAUGCGCGCCUUCUCCAGGCCAUCAACAAGGAGAAGUUUGCUGCGCCGACACCCGUACAAGCCCGCGCGAUUCCUCUGGCUCUCUCGGGCAAGGACAUCCUUGCACGAGCAAGAACCGGCUCUGGCAAGACGGCAGCAUACCUCCUCCCCAUCCUCCAAUCCAUUCUCCACCGCAAAUCCACACAAGCCUCGUCGACCAAGACAACGUCGGCUCUCAUCUUGGUGCCCACUCGCGAACUUGCUGGCCAGGUCGCAAAGGUCGCUCUGUCGUUUGCUGCUUUCUGCGGCCAAGAAGUGCGCAUCGAGAACUUGACUCGCAAGGAGGACGACAAGGUCGCCCAUGCCCGUCUGAUCGAGGCCCCCGAUGUCGUUAUCGCUACCCCCUCGAGGGCAACCAGCCUGGUCAACGCCUCUCUUUUGCAGCUGCAAGACCUCAGCCACCUCGUAAUCGACGAAGCCGACCUUGUCCUUUCAUAUGGCCACGACGAAGACCUGCAGAGCCUGUCAAAGGUCAUCCCUCAAGCCGUACAAACAGUCCUGAUGAGCGCCACACUACGGACCGAAGUCGACACGCUCAAGGGAAUGUUCUGCAAAGACCCCGUUCUGCUUGAAUUCGACCAGGAAGAGAAGGAAUCGUCAGCCCUCACACAAUACGUUGUCCAGUGCGGAGAAGACGAGAAGUUCUUGCUCAUCUACGCAAUCUUCAUGCUCAAGCUGAUCAAGGGCAAGUGCAUUGUCUUUGUCAGCGACAUUGACCGCUGCUACCGUCUCAAAUUGUUCCUCGAGCAAUUCGGCAUCAAGAGCUGUAUCUUGAACUCGGAACUGCCAGUCAACUCGAGACUGCACGUUGUGGACGAGUUCAAUCGCGGUGUUUACGACAUCAUCAUUGCUAGCGAUGACAGCGAAAUCGUCGGAAACGAGGAAAAGUCAAAGGCAACCGCCGUCGGCGGAGAAGCAGCAGACGUUCCCGAGGAGACUGCUGCAGAGAACGACGACGAGGACAAGGAAGAGAAGGCCACAGAGGAAAAGCCAAAGAAGAAGCAAAAGCGCUCAAAGCUCGACAAGGAAUUCGGUGUCUCUCGUGGUAUCGACUUCAAGAACGUCGCCUGCGUGCUCAACUUCGACCUCCCCACUUCAUCCCGCAGCUACACCCACCGCAUCGGCCGUACCGCUCGUGCCGGCAGGUCUGGCAUGGCUCUCUCCUUUGUCGUCCCCAAAACUCUCUACCGCAAACACAAACCCACCACCAUUCCCUCGGCCGAACACGACGAAGAGACCCUCGCCAAAAUCACCCGCCAGCAAGAAAAGAAGGGUCAAGAAGUCCUCCCGUACCACUUUGACAUGAAGCGUCUGGACGGCUUCAGAUACCGUAUGAGCGACGCCCUUCGCUCAGUAACCCGCAUCGCCAUCCGCGAAGCCCGUAUUCGCGAGAUUCGCUCAGAGCUGCUCAAAUCGGAGAAGUUGAAGCGCCAUUUCGAGGAGAAUCCUACAGAUUUGCAACAUUUGAGGCACGAUCAAGAGAGCCAUGCUGUACGCGUGCAGCCGCAUUUGAAACACGUUCCAGAGUAUUUGUUGCCUGGUAACUCGGCGGUUGCUCAAGGUGCUGGUGAUGGUGGCUUCGUUGGCUUUGGCAAAAGUGGAGAGAACAGAAUCAGAAAGGCGAGAAUGCAAAAUAGAAUGAAGGGCAAGGGUAAGGGAAGGAAAAAGUCCGACCCGCUAAAGUCGUUGAGUGCGAAGAGGAAGUGA